Molecule: messenger RNA, 1011 nt
Organism: Schizosaccharomyces osmophilus
Lineage: Eukaryota; Fungi; Ascomycota; Schizosaccharomycetes; Schizosaccharomycetales; Schizosaccharomycetaceae
Gene: rec24
Product: meiotic recombination protein Rec24
Exons: 2
Coding region: 1-1011 (336 amino acids)
Biological process (GO): meiotic DNA double-strand break formation; DNA recombination
Source: RefSeq, a predicted model, not a curated record
AUGGACAAUGUUUUAGAAGGAGAUGAGACCAAACUGGCUAUUGCAUGGAAUAUUGUAAGGAAUAGACCGAAAGAAGAGCGAAUAGACGUCUAUAUCAAAAGACUGAGGAAGCAAUUGCAAGAUGAAAAGAAUCACGAAUUGAAAGCAAAGUUGUUCGCGGAAAAAGUACUUAAUCAAGAGAAAAACAAACUUCAAUUGAAAACUUCUUUUAUUUCCGAGACCUUGAAUAUUCCCACCAGAGUAUUAAAGAAGGAAAUUGACGAUAUAGAUUUAUACCUGCUUUCGAAUAUUUAUGAUUGUCUGCAAGAAAAACGAGCAAGCUCAGAAGGAGUUUCACUAAAAACAUUUAACUAUGUCUUUGAUGGGAUAUUUCGGUUCUUAAAGUGUUCAGCGGAUCCACGAAUAUCGUCUGCAAAGGACUAUCCAGAUGAGUUCUUCGCCAAAAUUAAAGGUCUCUUUGAGGACAUUCUUAUUCUACUAAAAAAAGACCUAAGAAUGCUCCAAAUUGCGAUGCGCUUGGCGGACUUGGCAGAGUUUGUUUUACACUUAAUUGUUGACACGCAUCGGAUUAUGCAAACAAAUGCUGCAAGGGGAUUGCCCGUUUCGCCAAGAGCGAAGUUUUUGGACUUUUAUAAAUUUUUGGAACAAUCAAUAUUUUUGAAGCUCUCUACUGCAGCUCCUAAUUUACUUGAACAGCUUGUACACCAAGUGGUAUCACAGAUGGAAACGUGCUUCCUUAACUGCAAGAGUGCGGAUUUUGAAGCACGGCUCCUUUUCAGCGAAUGCUUCUUUUCUUUUACAGAAAUCUUCUUUCCAUGUCUUCACUCAUAUGAUAUUCGUAUUUCGCAGAUUGCCAAUUCUGGCGUCCGAAAGCUGAGGAACCUUAUUCAGCAAGAAGAGAUGCAUACGCAUGAGUCAAGCAAUUCGGGAUCUAAUUUUGCAUCGUCUUACGUUCUGUUGGCUGGACUGAAAGAAUUAUUACCGCCCAAUGACCUUUUUGACGAUACCUAA